Molecule: messenger RNA, 357 nt
Organism: Diaporthe batatas
Lineage: Eukaryota; Fungi; Ascomycota; Sordariomycetes; Diaporthales; Diaporthaceae
Exons: 2
Coding region: 1-357 (118 amino acids)
Source: RefSeq, a predicted model, not a curated record
AUGGCGUCGUCGCCGGCGAGGAAGUCUCCCAGCGAUACCGCGUCCACCCAGGACUUGGCCGAUGCCUCGCCCAAACCACGCAUCGCCUCGGGCACCCUGCCACCCCAGGCAGCCCAAGCCCCAGAGUUCAUCCCAGGUGACCGAAAGACGUCAGAUGUCAGCUCCGAGAGAGAGGAGGCCGCCGAGAAGAAGAAGAGAAGCAGGACGCAUAGGAAGCGCCCGAAGGCAGAGAGUGAGGCCGAAAAGCAGGCGCUGAAGAAGAGAGCGAUGGACGAGGAGUGGUGGUCUGGGGAUGAUGUUUUUGUACCUGAUAUGCAGGGCAGCGAGGACGUUGUUUGGAGCGACGAUCAGAACUGA